This is a messenger RNA of Ectocarpus sp. CCAP 1310/34, 3834 nucleotides long. The record is from the annotation of a GenBank genome assembly. Lineage: Eukaryota; Phaeophyceae; Ectocarpales; Ectocarpaceae.
GCUGACAACCUCUCAUUCCCGACAACCGCACACCCCACAUGUCACACAUCGACCCCAUUCCCUCUUCGCACACCCUUCCACCACUUCCAUUCCUGCUCUCUCCCCCUCCGAUAAGACCGAAAGGCGCAGCGAAAGAUGCCUAAUAACAACAACAACCGCUCACGGCCGGUGCAACGGCCUCUCGUUUUUGUUGUCCUUAGUGGUGGUCUGCUCCUCGCCGCAUCGACCCUUACUACGCGCAACGUCUCCACCUCCCCCAUGCAGCGUGUAGGCGCUGCAUCCCCCACCUGCUCGUCGCUGCAAGCUCCGGCGGCAGCGCCACCGAUUCUCACCAUAUCUCCCCACCACAGAGUCAAGACGGCCGAGACAGCUGCCGAACCUGGUCUUCUCGAGCCCACCGGCGUUCACCACCCGUUUUACAGCUUUUCUCCACUCACCGAAGCGCGGGCAUGGGCGGCGAGGGAAGGGCAGUACUUCAACGGCCUGAUCGAGGCCAACGGCGGCGCAUCGGUGUUUAAGGGGCAUCCGGGUCUUGCUGUCACGUUCUUGACAGAUCACGCCAGCUGUGAAUGGUUUCUCAGGCAGGGCCAAGAUGUCUUGGACCGGCAGGAUGGGGCGUACUUCGGCCCGAUCAAGUGCAAGAAGGAGUACAUCGGCGAGUCGCUGCCCACCCUCAUCACCAACCAGAAGGAGUCGCACCAAACCUUCCGCCAACAAGCACUCAGAGCUUUCCGAUCGAGGGUCCCCUUCGCGCAGUCGGCCAUGACCAAUGCUACCGACACCUUCUACAAGAAUCUCCGGGACAACGGCCUGGGCGACUACACCGUAGUUUAUGACUUCUUUCUGCAGCAGACGAUACACUUUUUGCACGAGUGGAUCUACGGCCUGGGGGUGGAGGGUGGUCAGCCCCUCCCGCCCUUCAAGGACUUCAUGAACGCUAACCCGCUCGACGUUUCCGUACUGCUUGAGCUCGAGAUGGACACCCCUGUUGCGAAUCUUGCGGCGAAGCUCGCCCAAAGGUCGAAGAGGCCCUCCGCCGAGCGCCUUGCCGCCGUGGAGUCCAUCGCCGAGGCCAUCCGCUCGUCCGACGUCUGGGCCGGCUUCUUGGAGAUGUUCGAGGGCUCCAACGUGAACACCAAGGAUCUGGAGCGAUCGUUCAUGUUCACCACCAACUUUCAGUCGGCGGGGGCGAUAGCCAAAGGCAUGAUGCCCGUUGUUGCCACCCUGACGAACAACCCGGAGUUCCUAGAGAAGCUGAGGAAGGAGGUCGACGGCAAGGAUUUGACGUUCCAGUCCAUCAGGGGCGCUGAAAACUUCCCGCUGCUUGACAGCUUCCACUGGGAGAUCAACCGGAUGUUCCCGGCCCCUGCGUUUACUGUGAAGGAAGCGAAGAUGGAUCUCGUCGUGCCCACCAGCUCCGGCAAGAAGUACCAGGUCAAGAAGGGCGAAUUGCUCAUGAUGGAACAGGCCCUUGGGCAGAUGGACCCGUCCGUGUUUGGCCCUGACGCCCGGGAGUUCAACCCCGAGCGCUUCGUGGACAACCCGGAGCUCAAGAAAAAGGUCUUCGCCUACGGAUACGUCGACCAUGACAAGGUAGAUGGCCAAUGGGGAUGCGCGGCGCACGCCGUAGGAAUGCUAGACGGCAUCCUCAAGAUCAUCUACGGAAGGUGGGUGCAGGAGGCCGAGUGGGAGCUGACGAGCGUGCCGGUGAUCUCUCCUGACGAGUUUGUCGCAGAGGUCGGUCCGGCGGACAUGUCCUUCGCGAAAGUCACGUCCCGCAAGAUGGAGUAAGCGGGAACCCCGAAGAAGCUGCGUCACGGAGGGCGACUGACUGGCACAAGACAGUAACCGAAAAAUGGAGAUGUAUACAAGCAAGACAACAGGGCACAGAAUAAAAGCCAGCUUGGUCAGUUUGAAGGUGUUCUGAAACUCCCGCGUGUGUGCUCCACGAUGUAAAAGCAACGGAGACCAGACCAGUGCCAACAUAAGGCUGUGUCUCAUUGAGUCAUUCCCUUUUGAGAAACUGAGGCCAUGUGUCGUGCUGGUGGAGCCAGACACCAGACACGAGAAGACAUGUGUCGUCCACUCCGUGUCUUGGAUCUUGAAGUAGAAAGUGUAGGGGACCCGUAAAUCGCCUGGUUGCUUGAAGGUGCAGCCAAAUAGGCCAGUUUGUCGAACAUAGGGCACCUGAGGGUUAGCGAAGACCAAACUCCCCCGCUCACCUACCGGUUGCUAGAGCCAACUGCAGAUUAUCGUGUGCAACGCUACCGCAAGGCCGGGUCUUGUGAAUGCCUGUUCUUAGGUCUGCAUACAUCGACCAAAGACUGUGUUGUGUGCAUGGUGUUUCGAAGCUAAGAUGCGUCCGGUUUCAUGUGAGGGGUAAUGGGGUGCUUUUGCGAAAGAAAAAGGGUGACACGCGUGAAGUAUUGGGUGUCGACGGGGUGUCCCUCGUCGAAUCGUGGCUUUUUUUAUGUUAUCACUCCCAGUUUUACGUUUCAUGUAGAUCGUUUAUUGUGUGUUCGAAGAUGUGAAGUAUGUUCUCAGGUGGCAACGAAGUGCUUCAAGUAUGAUUCGGUUAUGUUCCACGUAUGGUGUUCUCGUGCGGUUGUCGUCGUCGUCGUAAUUUUUUUGGCGUUAUUGACGUUGUUGGUGUUGAAGUUUGUAGUGGUGACCUUUGUGCUGUUUCAAAUACUUGAUCGACCGUGACCGGUACAAGUUGAAUAUCCAAGUACCUACGGAGAGGAAUCUCGCGACGUGAGUGUUCAAGGUGUACUGUAGUGUUUGGUACAUAGUGUUCAAGGUACUGUAUUGAUAUUGCGCUCCGUGGUAUCUCCACCAAGGAAAGGUGUCGUCCGCACCCUCCGAAAUUGUGGGCUGAUGCCCCCUUGAGGGAGAGCAGGAAAAGGGAUAUUGCCUACUGGGCUUUUUCGUGUAAAUGCAUAUGAGAGCGCCUUUGCUCCGGGCGUUAGGGGUGGGAACGCAAGUACGCUGAGGGUAGGGCGAGGUGUGUCUGUGUCCGGUGUGUGGUCUUGAGACCCACACGAUUGGGCAUGUUGCGCAGGAGCCGUCAUUCUCUUUUUCGUCCAGCGACAUUUUCGCAGGCUAAACACCACGUACAGUGGAUAUGUCUAGAUACGUGGGUAGACGUCUUUUUUCACCUCUCUGGGAUGGUCUCAGGUCAUGUUGUGUGUUCCUACGUGCGUGUUGAUCGACGUCGUGCGUGUAGCGAGCGUGUUAGCAUAGUCGUUCGGCGUGAGCCGGCGGAAACACAAGCGCCUGAGGCAGUCUAUUCUCAUUAUUGUCCUCAUGUUGUGCAAGCCCUAGGCUCUAGGCGGGAGGGCCGCCGAGUUGUUGUGGUUGGAACACAACCGAGUGAUCAUCGAUAGCGUGAAGGGCAACGCCACCAGGCUCAUCACCCGCCUCUGCCUGUCCGUGCCCAUGAAGCAUACGCUGGAAGACAGAGUGUGGAUGGACAGUCUACGCCCGAUACCACUUUUGGUGACCGAACCUUUGCGCGGAAGGGCGGUGCCUAGGCGAUAUCAUACGUUGGUAGCGCGUGGGACUGAGCCACUGUGGUAAGCAUUCCGCAGGUGCUCGCUGAAGACGCAAGAGAGUCUGCUCAGUUGUUGGGGUUUCGGAGUACGAAGCAACUUUGUGAGUGCAGUGACAGAACAGGGUCGUAGUUGAGAGACGUCAGCAUCGGGCAGAGGCCCAAUUCGAAUCAUUGGGUCGAAGGACCAUCCGAGUCGUCCAUUAUAGAAUGAAGUUCUUGGCUGUCGCAUCCUGUUGAUGCCUCACGUCUUUUGCUAGCUAAACACGGUACACCAAGCCUUC